UGGCGGUAGUUAUCCGAAAUCCAAACAAAAACACGCGCCUUUUUCUACUUACGUUUCAUUCAGUAAAAACUAACCACACAUUUGUCAGCUGUUUACGUUAUAUUGACAAGCCAGCAUAAAAGAGCUUGAGUGUCGUCCAAGUGUAAGAGGAACUGUUUCAUAGCAGGAUCACUGGAAAAUAUAAAUUUAAUUAUAAAAUUAAUUUAACAUGGCGACGAAGCGAGUGAGCUUGGAUGAAAAACGCUCACGUAUGCUGCAAUUAUUUUAUGAAAAAAGGGAAUUUUUCACAUUAAAAGAAUUAGAAAAAAUAGCGCCCAAGGAAAAAGGAAUCGUUGUGCAGUCGGUCAAGGAUAUUGUUCAAGCUCUAGUUGAUGAUGGGAUUGUUCAAUCAGACAAAAUCGGAUCUGCUAUUUAUUUUUGGGCUUUUCCUGGAGAAAAUAUUACGACAAUCGAGAAAAGAAUUGCGGAGACGGGAAAAAAUAUCGUUGCAGCAGAAUUCAAGCUACAAAAACUAGACGCUGAAUUACAAAAACAAAAGGAAGAAAAAACAAAUAUUGAAGAAAUCAAACAAGUGCUGGAGCAAUUGGAGCAGCUAAAAGCCAAAGAAGCCGAAUUGAAGUCACAGGUCGCCAAAUUCAGCGAGUAUGAUCCUGAAGUGAUUGAACAAUUAUCCCAAAAAACUGAGAAAUAUAAAGAAGCAGCAAAUACGUGGACGGAUAAUAUUUUUGCAAUCCAAAGCUGGUGUAAAAACAAGUUCGAUAUAAAUACAGAGACUCUCAACAAACAGUUUCGUAUUCCAGAAGAACUAGACUACUUGGAAUGACAGAUCAGCUUAAAAUUUAAUUAAUAAUUCCACACUUACCAUUCUACUAAAAUUCCUUUAA
Molecule: messenger RNA, 884 nt
Organism: Cotesia glomerata
Lineage: Eukaryota; Metazoa; Arthropoda; Insecta; Hymenoptera; Braconidae
Product: meiotic nuclear division protein 1 homolog
Exons: 5
Coding region: 209-823 (204 amino acids)
Biological process (GO): reciprocal meiotic recombination
Cellular component (GO): nucleus
Molecular function (GO): double-stranded DNA binding
Source: RefSeq, a predicted model, not a curated record